Messenger RNA from Cladocopium goreaui, 969 nucleotides. NCBI's taxonomy places the organism in Eukaryota, Dinophyceae, Suessiales, Symbiodiniaceae. The record is from the annotation of a GenBank genome assembly.
AUGGGCCGAGUUGUGCCAUCGCGCACAACUUUGGGCUGCGUGCAGAUCCCCAGUGAUGUGACGUUGGAAGACGAAGGGCCACCUUUCGCAGAGCAGAUGGGCAUAGACAUCCAGAUGACCAAGGUCUCUUUCGAUUCGGAGGACAUUUGUGCCGGGACCUACCUGCGUGCGAUGCAGCGUGAAGAACUCACGAAAGGAGCUAAAACCCUGGCAGCCCUUGCUGUAUCCUCUGGACAGAAGUGCGACGUCCUUGGAUUGUCAUGCACAUCCUUUUCCUUCACCCUAGGCUCGGCCAAAGUGCGUGAGCAGAUCAGUGCAGUCACGGAUAUGGCACAAGCACAGCUAGAAGCUUUGAAAGCCUUACAGGCAAAACAAGUAGCUUUGCUGACACCCUACAUAGAGGAGUUGAGUCAAGCCAAUGCGGAGAUGUUGGAGUCCAUGGGUGGCUUUCGAGUGGUGAGCAGGUUGACAAUGAAUCUGCCCACCGAUGACCUAACCUCAGCGGUGCCGCCAGCUGAAAUCGCAGAUUGGGCAGUUCGUACUGAUUCUCCACAAGCGGAUGUCGUUGUCAUCGGCUGCAGUGGUUUUCGUGCGUGCCAGCCGGACUUUCUCGAUGCACUGGAGCAGAGACUCGGAAAACCGGUGGUGACUUCAACGCAGGCUUUCUUGUGGCACAUGGCACGCAGUGCUGGUGUCCAGAAGAAGAUCAAAGGCUCUGGCCUGGGAGUCGAAAGCACAAAGAUGCGGAUCUCCUUGAGCCUCUUGCUCUUGCUGCAAAAGACCGUGCGCUACGUGCUUGCAGCCUUGCAGCAAUGCAGUGAGCUGAAGGACUCCGACAGACACUUCAUUCGCAGUGUGACGAGCGCUUUGAUGCAACGGAUGGUGGAGGCUGGCGUGAUAGAAAAGAACGACACCAAGUCGCAUCACCCCAAACAUAAGGGCAGGAUACUUCCCAACUUCAAUCCAUGA